This is a messenger RNA of Kuraishia capsulata CBS 1993, 90 nucleotides long. RefSeq lists its product as uncharacterized. The coding region runs from base 1 to 90 and encodes 29 amino acids. The record is from RefSeq and is a predicted model, not a curated record. NCBI's taxonomy places the organism in Eukaryota, Fungi, Ascomycota, Pichiomycetes, Pichiales, Pichiaceae. The transcript has 2 exons.
AUGACUUCGAAAAGCAUAGUGUGCAUUAUUGGAACCACGGGGGUUGGGAAAUCCCAGACCUCGCUAAAAAGUUCAAUGGUGAGAUCAUAA